CGGAGGGCGUGGCGAAGUUCAGCACCUCGGAAAGCGCCCCCCUCUUGUCCGCGCGCGGGUUACGCAUGCUCCAUGGGAGCCCGCAGCCCGGGCUUUGCGGGUGCGAAUAUAACUCGGGUGGCCGCCGCUGACAACUCACUGGGAGCUGACAACAGUGGAGAGAUGAAUGCGCGAGGCAGCGACGUCGACAUCGAAAGACCUCCAGGGAGUCAGAGCAAGGUAGUCGGAACUCUCCUAUCUCUCUCUUUCCUUUCAAGGGACAGAAACCUCGUCCAAGCUGCAGAGAAACCGACAAAGGUUUGAAAGAGAAGGAGGGAGCCCCCUGUAGCGGUCCUGAGCGGCAGGGUGGGUAUGGGUAUAAGCUAGUGCCCAAAAAAGGCAGUGGGGGGAACGUCUGGAUCGUACAGCAAGGACCAGAGACUCCCACCUUGGCCAGAGAAUCCUUGGAUGCCCACCGCUCGCCUCAGGAGCUGCGCUGCUCAGUUCUAGAUCUCCCCUCCAGAACAAACGCCGAGCACAACUCCGGCCCCCAAGGCUGUGUACCCCGCGCGGGGAGAGCCUUUGGCACCCAGUUCCCGGGGGCUAUCUACAGAUGCGGCUUUGAAAGCGCCCACGCACGCCCUGCGCCCUCGGGGACAGAACCCCCACAGUUCGACUCGCUUUGGUCUUCACUUCUGCCCUCCGCCCUCCCCGAACAUGACCUAGAGGCACCUGCACUUGGAGGCAGUCGCCGCAGCCACGACAGUCACCAUGAAUAAGGAGGCUGGCGGAGACGAGCUCGCAGAACUCUUUGGUCUGAUCCCGUACCUUCUGCAGGCGGCCAACACCAGCGGCAACGCGUAGUCGCUGCAGCUCCAGGACUUGUGGUGGGAGCUGGGACUGGAGUUGCCUGACGGCGCGGCGCCGGGGCAUCCCCCUGGCACCGGCGGGGCAGAAAGUGCGGACACCGAGUCCCGGGUGCGGAUCCUCAUCAGCGCGGUGUACUGGGUGGUUUGCGCGUUGGGGCUGACUGGCAACCUGCUGGUGCUCUACCUGAUGAAGAGUAAGCAGGGAUGGCGCAAGUCCUCCAUCAACCUCUUUGUCACCAACCUGGCGCUGACAGACUUUCAGUUCGUACUCACCCUGCCCUUCUGGGCGGUGGAAAAUGCUCUCGACUUUAAAUGGCCCUUCGGCAAGGCCAUGUGUAAGAUCAUAUCCUUAGUGACGUCCAUGAACAUGUACGCCAGCGUCUUCUUCCUCACCUCCAUGAGCGUGGCGCGCUACCACUCGGUGGCGUCCGCUCUUAAGAGCCACCGGACCCGAGGGCAUGGCCGGGGCGAAUGCUGCGGCCAAAGCCUGGGGGACAGCUGCUGCUUCUCAGUCAAAGCACUGUGCGUACUGAUCUGGGCCUCCGCCGCGCUGGCCUCGAUGCCCAACGCGAUCUUCUCCACCACCAUCAAGGUGAUGGGCGAGGAGCUGUGCCUGGUGCGCUUCCCAGACAAGUUGCUGGGAGGAGACAGACAGUUCUGGUUGGGCCUCUACCACUUGCAGAAGGUGCUACUAGGCUUCGUGCUUCCGUUGUGCAUCACCAGCCUGUGCUAUCUUCUGCUGGUGCGUUUCAUCUCCUACCGCCGUGUGGCUGGGACCGAAGGAGGAGCCUCAGCGGCCGAGGGCGGCCUGGCCGCAGCCAGCGCCCGGAGACGGUCGAAGGUCACCAAAUCUGUGACCAUCGUGGUCCUUUCCUUCUUCCUGUGUUGGUUGCCCAACCAGGCUCUCACCACCUGGAGCAUCCUCAUCAAGUUCAACGCCGUGCCCUUCAGCCAAGAGUAUUUCCUGUGCCAGGUAUAUGCGUUCCCAGUGAGCGUAUGCCUGGCUCACUCCAACAGCUGUCUCAACCCCAUCCUCUACUGCCUGGUGCGCCGCGAGUUCCGCAAAGCGCUCAAGAGUCUAUUGUGGCGCAUCGCGUCCCCCUCUCUGACCAGCAUGCGCCCUUUCACGGCCACCACGAAGCCAGAGCCCGAGGAGCAGGGGCUGCAGGCCCUGGCACCUCUCCACCGGACCGCGGAGCCUGACCUGGUCUACUACCCGCCUGGCGUGGUGGUCUACAGCGGGGGGCGCUACGACCCGCUGCCCAGCAGCUCCGCCUACUGACUGGGGGCAGGGGACGCAGUCACUGCCAACUGGCCUUCCCCGGAUGGGGAAAGAGGAAAGCGGAUUAGGCGAUGCUGGGGGCCCAUCGGAUGAGAGGUAGGAGGGACCAGGACUGGGAGAAGCCUAAAGGAACAGCCGGUGAAAUGGCGGGGCAGGGGAGGCCGUCUGCGGUGAGGGAAGGCUUCAACCCAGGUGGAGAGAGGACGCUGGCAAAGGGGCCGAGGUCAGACUCGCAGGAACACGCCGCCAGCCUGCGUCCCCUUCUCCCCACAUAGACUUCUUCCUCUCCUUAAGCUCUCAACACUGGGCAGGGUGAGAACGCCCAGAAGCGGAAAAAGGAAUCAGGAAUGUAGAGAAAUUGGGGCACAAGGAAGUGGAGCUCAGCCAGAGAUGCGCUGCCACUGAGCGCAUUUACUCCGGCGACUUUCACGGAGCUCUUGAAGGGGUCUUCAAAGUGCAUCCAACCGGGCGAGCCGCCCACAAAACCUUUCCUUUGCGCCUCGAGCGCGAGACCGCCACAGCGCGCCGUCUGACUUGCAGCGUGGUUGCGCAGGGGACCUAGUUUGGGAAUAAGAAACGUUUUCGGAGUCGCCAGAAAGUACUGACAAUCCCGAUCCGCCCUCCAGAGAAAGGCCCCGCGGGAGGGGUACCUCCCGUGGAGCCAUUGUAUGGUUCAUCAUCCCGGACAGAGCCGGUGGGUGUUCGGGAGCCGGACCGCGACUCUGUGCUUAGGUGUCACCGAGGCAAAAUACUUGUCUCCAACACGCGCUAGAGAUUCGCGGGGGAGUGGCGGCCCUGCGGGAGGAAGCCGGUGCAGAGAGGUGAGAGGGGCUGAAUAGAGACUUCAUCGGGUCACGGCCUCUAUAGGAAAAGGGGAGCUGACGUGCUCACUUUGUGAACUAGCAGAAAGUGAGUGCGCCAGGCGCUGGCAGCGGGGAGGUCCCGGUUCCUGGAGGGCGGAGCGGGUGCCCGGGAAACACUGUGUGCUCCAGUUUGCGCGGUGCAGGCGAGCUGUGCCCUGGAGCAACUUGACAAGUUCUGAGUAGACAGGCCUGCGGGUGGGGACUUUUCUGCAGCACUCCCCUCCCCGCCCCCACUCUUCGCAAAUCCGGACGCCCAUUUGAUAGAGGCUCGGGACCAACCAGUGGAGGGAUGGCUCCGACAAGCUUUCUGAAGGCGUAGACAGAAAACUAAGAUUAUGACUUCCAUCUACCACAAAGACAAAAAUAAAUAAAUAAAUAAACUAGGAAAUGGCCACAUUUAUUUUAUGUUUUUGAGUGCCAGUGUGUGCCAAGCCCUGUACUGGCUGCUGAGAUGACAUAUACAAGCUAGAAACAUUAAUGAUUUUGACAUCUAAAAAGAGACACAAGUCAUGUCCACAAGGCAACUAAGUCACUGAAAGAAGAGCUGAAUGUCAUAACAAUGGCUACAAGAAAGUGCAUCCAUGGGGAUGGAAAGCUUAGCUCUGCUGGGGGUUCAGAGACUUCCUCACCAAAACAGUACUUGAGAUGGACCUAGAAAUAUGGGUACAAUUUAGACGGGCAGGAAUGGCGAUUUAGAUGGGCAGCAGGGACAUAGAGAGGACAUUUGAAGCUGAAGAAAAGCAAUGAUUAAAGGUUGGAGAUUGGCCUGUCAGCUGCAUGGGGGUGGGGAGGGAGCAGGAAAUAAAGCAGUUUGGCUUCCUUUUCUUCUACAGAAUUUCCUCGGAUUUCUGUUCAGAAUUAAAUGUCCCUGUAUUUGUUUUGUUUGUCUGAGAAUGGAACAUUUUUUGUUCCAGACAGAACAUGUCGUUGGUAUUCUCAGAACAAAUACUUGAGUUCCCAAAGGUGGUUAAAGACUUUUAAAAUUUACUUCUAUCCUCUCAUUCAAACCUCCUUGGAGUUGAGUUAAAAGAGCAGAGUGUUUAUUUGAAUAUUUGAAUGAGUGUGCAUGCAUGUGUAAAAGGGGGAUGGGGUGGGUAGAUGCCCCAGGGUGGGUACUCUGGCUCCUUUCUUCAUGCCAGCAGCCCAUCCAGUGCUCUAGCUGAAAAGAGCUUCAGUCAUAAUAAAGAUCAUACCCUGUGGUAGGCCAGAGAUGACAACUCUUAACUUCUUAGGGUCCGGGUAAGAGGGUCCUCUGCUGCAGGUCACCCUCCUAGCUCACCCAUUCAUUGAUUUCAAAAUAUUCAAUCACCAGAACAGUCUUUGGAGAAAUGAUCAGGAAAUAAACAUUGAAGUCUGCAAAUAAUUCCAUUUUGAAACCUUACAGAGGUCAAAGACAGCUGGGUAAAGCAAGAGGGGUAGCUUGGUGCUGUCUCUUUUAAUAAAUGUAGGGUACCAAGUCACAUGGGGUCCUCUGGGCAUUUGCUCAUCAUCAUCCCACAUUUACGGGGAAGGGAGCAGGGAUUGAUUGUCCCUGAUCAUUCCUCUAACUCAGUCAUGACCUUGCAGCUCUAGGAUAGUUAAUGUGAAGGAGACGGAGGAGGGAAGACUGGAAGACAGACUGGUUUUGAGGGUUGAUUAUCUCAUGUAAUUUAUUGAAUACUGUAUUGAAAGUGAAAAAAAAACAACAUAGCUCUAUGGGGACAGAAUGGUUGUCAAUGUACCAGAUGUUCACCUUUAUGAUCGUGAGGCUGACGGGGAGCUAUGGCUGCCACUGCCUGGCAUCAAAAGAGAGGGUCAUAUGGCAUAUCACCUGGGAAAGAUCAAAAUUCCAAAAUUCGAAGUAUGGGUUUCUACUGAAUGCACAUUGCUGUCCAACUAUCAUAAAGUAAAAAAAAAAAAAAUUUUUUUUUGUUAAGUCCAGCUAUUGUUAAGUCAGGGACUAUCUGUCUGUAUGAGUGAAUUAAAUAUGAAUAAAUUAAUAUCAUAAAAUAAAUCAUCAGCAAUAUUUUGAGUAUUGGUGAAUUAAUGAAAAAUACAACCCUC
Messenger RNA from Mustela erminea (ermine), 5036 nucleotides. RefSeq names its product relaxin family peptide receptor 3 (gene RXFP3). Lineage: Eukaryota; Metazoa; Chordata; Mammalia; Carnivora; Mustelidae. Gene Ontology annotation, biological process: immune response; G protein-coupled receptor signaling pathway. The record is from RefSeq and is a predicted model, not a curated record. The transcript has a single exon. Gene Ontology annotation, cellular component: membrane. Gene Ontology annotation, molecular function: G protein-coupled receptor activity.